CAUCAGUCGUGCUAUUAGAGAGGCUGCCCUCGUGGUAAGAGGAUCAUUGUGACAUAGUGUGUUUUUCAUAAGCCAAGAUUAGACAUGCUGACUGAGGUUUUGUUAUGGUUGAUAUGGAUGGGCGGUGUUUGGAUGCUGUUAAUGGUUGGUGUGUGGGGAGUUUGUUGGUCACUGCAACCUUUACCUCCACCACGACAUGCAACGCACCCCUAUUCCAACCCCUCCUUCUUCUUUCCUCUCAAAGUCAUCAUAUUUUAUUUCAUCAUUAAGUUCAGGAAGAGAACUGGUGGUAGUAUGGAGGGUGCCGGAUACGGUACCAAGUCACAUGGCAGACAGGACCUUAUGGAGCGCCCUCAGGUCCUCCACUCCUGUCCAAAGGCUAUUGAUGCUGUGUUUUUUUCUGGUGCUGCUGAUGGCUGGGGAAUCAUUCUGGCUAUGGAGAGGCGUCCGAACAGGCUCACAUCAGUGGUGGUCUACCUAAAGGUCCCCAACACAGGAGUGCUUACGCUACCCUGCCAUCCAGACACAGUGACAUUCAGGCCGGAAGAUGCAGAAGAUGCGUUUUGUGCUGCAGGGCUUACCAUCUCUCUGCUUACUCCUGUGAAGUCCUGGAAGCUUCAGUUUUCAGGAAAAUUAAGGCUGCACAGUAAUCCAAAAGAUGAUCCAAAAGAUGUGAAAAUUGACCUGCACUGGGUUUCUAACCUUCCCCUUUUUGACUACGAUACUGAUAUGGAUGUCAUGACUACUGCCCAGGCCUUCGCCCAGGAGCCAUGGACCAGGCAGUACUUUCAGCAGCUGCGGGAGCACCACCAGACUCACUAUGAGCAAAUGGGACACCUCCAGGGCUAUGUGACUCUUGAUGGAGAGUCACACAAUAUCUACCUGCCAGCCUUCAGGGAUCAUUCCUAUGGAAAGCUGCGUGACUGGCGGCUGAUGCAUCGCUAUGUGUUCCAUCACAUUUUUCUGGAGAAUGGAUGCAAGGGUGUAGUGGGUGUAGUAUGCCAACCAUCAACAUGCUCCAGACUAGUGCUUGGAAACUGGUGGUGCAACAGUGGGAAGGGAGCAGCAGUGACAUGGGUGGAUUUGGACCUGAAGCAGCAUGGGGAGAGAGGAACACCACCCAAAGACUACGCCUUCACCUUCAUUGCCGGAGGAGAGCAGCAUGUGGUGGAGGUGGAAGUGGUGGCUUCUCCACAACACUAUCUGGGCUGGGACUGGGAGGCUCGCAUGGUGGAAACGUGGGUGAAGUACCGUGUGGAUGGAGUAUCUGGCGCAGGGAUCUGUGAAUGGAAUUACCGGCACUGUGAGGGCCGGCCUGAGGAGCUCAAUACCCAAGACCCUGAGUGGGCAGCCAAGUACCGACCUAAAUACUUGGCAGCCUGACCAGUCACAAUCCCUCAGUCCAUGACAGUCUCAGGUGAAAGCAAAACAUGGUGUGGUAAUAGUUUGGAUGGGUGCUUGCUGACAGGAAGUGUGUCAUACAGCUUGUAUAUAGGCAACAACUCUUAAGAAGUGUGUUGUGACCUGGACAGCUGACCAUCCAAUUAAAGAAACUUAAAAAUGUUGAUAACUUUUAACCUGCAUUCCCUAGAUGCAGAUUUAUUUUGCAAAGUUUUUCUGCUUAUAAAUCUUCUUGACUAAACCUAAGUGAAUAAUAUGUAUGUCAGUUCUGAAGAUGAGAUGUCUGUUUGCAAUAGAGUGAAAUAAAUGUACUUUAAAUUAA
This is a messenger RNA of Scylla paramamosain (green mud crab), 1723 nucleotides long. RefSeq lists its product as uncharacterized. NCBI's taxonomy places the organism in Eukaryota, Metazoa, Arthropoda, Malacostraca, Decapoda, Portunidae. The transcript has 11 exons. Bases 85 to 1383 code for a protein of 432 amino acids. The record is from RefSeq and is a predicted model, not a curated record.